This is a messenger RNA of Dreissena polymorpha, 689 nucleotides long. Its product is annotated as ovomucoid-like. The record is from RefSeq and is a predicted model, not a curated record. Gene Ontology annotation, molecular function: protein binding. NCBI's taxonomy places the organism in Eukaryota, Metazoa, Mollusca, Bivalvia, Myida, Dreissenidae. The coding region runs from base 58 to 648 and encodes 196 amino acids. The transcript is spliced from 4 exons.
CCAAUUUCAAAUGACUCUCAGUUACAGUUUCGCGAGUCUUGAAGUCGCCAAUUUAAGAUGAUUUCCAUCAGAGUGUUUGUUCUGUUGCAGAAUUUCGUCGCUGUUUGGGGCACCGUAACCCCAAGUCAUGGAGUACAAAACACCCAACCACACAUACACCCCACCAUCACCACCACAGGGAUUCCUAGCGGAGUAGUAGACGCAGCCAUUGUGAAUAUCAACACCCUCUACACCGACGCUCUGUGUCUCGAGCUUCUACUGGUCGACUGCGCUACCCACGUGACAAAGGGCGAUGAGCAAGUGUGUGGCUCGAAUGGGGUAACCUAUGACAACCACUGCCAUUUUACCCACGCUGUGUGCGAGACCCUACAUUAUGCUGGGCAUAAAAUAACCCUCAAAAGCCAUGGCGCAUGUCAAAACACCACGACCCCUUCAAGCAACGUCGCCACUGUCACAACCGAUGGCGACUUAAUGUUCAAUCUCUUCUGUAGCAACGUCGCGUCCAUAACGUGCCCCAAUGAAUUAAAAGUCGUAUGCGGGUCGGAUAGCCAGUUCUAUCCCAAUAUGUGUGUUUUCACCAAGGAGAGAUGCAAGAACAGGACAUUGACCAUCAGUCCAGAUCCUAACCGAUGUAAGUUUGGUCUUUGAGUCAUGUUGUAUUUUUCAAAUACAGCCAGUCCAAAUCCAAA